CAGGUCUCCCUGCCAAUAUUCAAUAUGGCCGUCGCGCGUGUCUCUUUGAGGUCACGUGGUGAGAUCGCUCCUUGAACUCGCAGUGACAGCUGACAGAACCGAGACUCGCCGGGACAGCGAUAAAGAUGGCGUCAGUGAACAGGUUAAUGCGCGCCAUCCGCGUGUUUGAGUUCGGAAAGCCCGAGGUCCUUAAGCUGUGCCCAGACGUCCCCGUGCCCAGCCCCGGAGAGACGCAGGUGUUAAUCCGCGUUCACGCUUGUGGGAUAAAUCCCGUAGAGACGUAUAUCCGAGCCGGAGCUUACGCUCGAAUUCCGUCUUUGCCGUACACGCCGGGAUCGGAUGUAUCAGGAGUAAUCGAGCAAGUGGGGAAGAACGUGACAUCGUUUAAGAACGGAGACCGUGUUUUCACCACCGGCACCAUCACAGGGGGCUACGCGGAGUAUGCGCUCGCUUCGGAGGACACCGUCUACCAUCUGCCCGACCAACUGAGCUUCAAGCAGGGGGCCGCCAUUUCUGUCCCGUACUUCACUGCGUAUCGGGCGCUUUUUCAAAAAGCCCAUGGAAAACCCGGUGAGGUGGUCCUCGUCCACGGGGCCAGUGGUGGCGUAGGGAUCGCCGCCUGCCAGAUCGCACGCGCGUACGGCUUCCAAGUCUUCGGCACGGCCGGGACCCCCGAGGGGCUGGAUCUGGUCCUGAAAAACGGAGCCCACAAAGCGUUCAACCACAGAGAGAAGGAUUAUAUCGAUAAAAUUCAGGAAGCGUCGGGCGGACGGGGAAUCGACGUCAUAUUGGAAAUGCUAUCUAAUGUCAACCUCAGCAACGAUUUGAAGCUCCUGGCGGCGGGAGGCCGGGUCAUUAUUGUCGGCUGCCGGGGCCCAAUCGAGAUAAAUCCCCGGGACACCAUGGCCAAAGAGUCCAGCAUCAUCGGGGUUUCACUGUUCAGCGCAACGAAGGAGGAGAAGGCAGAGAGCUCGGCGGCCCUCUUUGCGGGGAUGGAAGCCGGCUGGCUAAGACCUCUGACCGGACCCGAAUAUCCCUUAGAGAAAGCUGCGCAAGCUCACGUGGACAUCAUACAGACAGGCGGCGCCACCGGCAAGAUGGUUUUUGUGAUCUGAGCUGUUAACGCGAUGCUGACGUCUGAUAAUCAACACCUUUAUUCAUAUCCGUGUAUAAUUAGGUGACUUC
This is a messenger RNA of Spea bombifrons (plains spadefoot toad), 1185 nucleotides long. RefSeq names its product crystallin zeta (gene CRYZ). The record is from RefSeq and is a predicted model, not a curated record. NCBI's taxonomy places the organism in Eukaryota, Metazoa, Chordata, Amphibia, Anura, Pelobatidae. Gene Ontology annotation, molecular function: quinone reductase (NADPH) activity; zinc ion binding; NADPH binding. The coding region runs from base 126 to 1115 and encodes 329 amino acids. Gene Ontology annotation, cellular component: cytosol. The transcript has 9 exons.